Messenger RNA from Babjeviella inositovora NRRL Y-12698, 864 nucleotides. RefSeq lists its product as uncharacterized. The record is from RefSeq and is a predicted model, not a curated record. The transcript has a single exon. Bases 6 to 752 code for a protein of 248 amino acids. NCBI's taxonomy places the organism in Eukaryota, Fungi, Ascomycota, Pichiomycetes, Serinales.
ACAAAAUGAAGUUCACCUCUGUCCUCGCCACCUUGGCCGCUGCCUCCUCUGUUAUUGCCGCCCCAGCUGCUGCUCUUCCAUGCCUUAUCUUCUGCCCAACCACCACUACUUCCGGUGUUGCUGUUCCUCUCGCUUCCAUUCAAGUCGCUUUGGUGUCUGAUGUGGAAGAGGGUUUCAAUAACAUUGCUGGGUACGUCUCCUCUUUGGUUGCCAACCCAACUGCUGAAGUCGCUAAUGUGAUCGAGUCUGUUGUCGCUGUUGUCAAGGCUCAGGAGAGUGCUUUCAGCUCCCUCGUCAACGUUAUCGUCGCUGACUUUUCUGGUCCUCUCCCAAGCGCCAUCGUUGCCCAGGAGGCUGUCAUUGAAGGUGCUUACAAUGGUAUCGUCGCCGCUGCUACCGGCGCUCUCAGCGCUAAGACCCCAGCCGAAGCUGGUGCCGUGAUCUCCACUGCUCUUUCUAACGCCGAGGGUACUAUUGCUACUGCUCUCACCCAGAUUGUCUCUCCAUUGAUUUCUCUCCUUGCUGGUGUCACCAACCCAUCCAAGGUCUCUCCUGCGUUGCUUACCGCCGUCAAUGGUAUUUUCGGUGCUUUCACUAGCAUCUUCUCCCUUGGUAACACUAACAGCAGCCCAAUUACCUCCAUUGUUAACACUGUUGGGUCCAUCGUGUCUUCGUUUGCCCUGAACGCAGCCGGUGGGAACAUCAUUAGCAACCUCCUCACUCUGCUUAACAAGUUUUUGAGUAGCAUUUAAGCUAGCUGCCAGACCUUUAAAAGUUAAAGCGCUACGCCAAGAUCAAGAGUUUUUUACAUACACACUCUAAGGCAUGGUUUUUAAUCUGCCACAUCUCAUUAAACCCCCGGGC